AUGAAUCAAGAAACUGAAUUACGUGAAGUCAUGGAUUCAACCUUGAUUCAGCCCUCAGAAGAUACAAACGAAAUCAAGUUUUCUGUGGGUAAAUUACUUUGUUUACUCGAAGCGGUUCUUCCUAUUUUAUGGAUUUACGCAGCUUGCGAAGCAUCCUACAUAGGUACGCUACUGCACAUGGUAUUCAUCUUUUUCUACUCAAUCGGUAUGAAUUCUGUACGAAUUAUGACAAAUUCUUUAUAUAAAUGGCCUUUCCUAUUUGUUUUACUCUCACAAGUAUAUUCAGCUCUUUACGUUAUCGCAGAGCUAAGUAUCUAUUACAUGCCGCAGAAUAAAAAGGUCAAAAUCACCCCAAUUUUGAAAUUAUUAGAUUUAUUCAACAAAGAAGACAAGAAUCUCUUCAAAACACCAUAUUUCGUUCUUCAGAUUGUCUUGAUAAUCAUAAACUUCAUCUAUCUCACAUCCAGAAGUACAUUUAUUUUACUGUGGUACAAACAAUCGAGAUUUGUUAUUAUCAAGCAUUUAAUGGUAUUAAUUCGUCCAAUAUUCUUGUUUACAUUAGCUGUUUUAGUUACUUCUUGCAAUUCAUUAAAAUUAUCUUUCAUGCCAGUGAUUUUCGCACUUACAAUCAUCUCAUUCUCAUUACUCUCAUUAAAUCUUGCCAAUUGGAUUACGUGGAUCUACUGGAUCAUCUACAUUUUGGCUGAUUUUGCUUUCAUCGCCUACAAAGACCAAACAUUCAAGGAACCAGUCGGCUACAACUGGGUUCCACGCUGGGCUGUCGUAUCAAGCGCAGCUACGAAUUUACUCUUUUUGGGAAUGAUUAUCGGUGUAAAUCGAAAUACAACAGUUCAUACGAUCAGAUUGUUCAAGAACGCGACUGCUCCUACCUGGUUUAUGGAUAUUAUACCAUACGUUGUCUUAAUUUCGUGUGGAGUUUUCUGUAUUUGCAGAGAUGCUUGGGAAUCGUUCGGAGUUCUUGCUCUUGCAUGCUUUACAACAUUAUUCGGCUUGAAGUUCCUCCAAAAAGCCUCCAGAUUCGUUCUAACAGCGUUGGCAAUUGUAUAUUGUUAUCAAAUCUUCGAUGAUCUGGCCAGGAACAAAACAGAGCAUCAUCCCAAGUACAACCUUGUCAUCUGCACCCUCCAAGCCAUCUCAGCUGUCUUCGUUCAUUGUAAUCCGAUGAUAAGAACGAAUCCUAACCAUCAAAACACGGAAAGUCAGGUGAUAAAGGUCAUUGCACAAUAUAUUAUCACUAUAAUUUUCAUUGGUUUAGUACUUUUGAACGCAAUUUUCUCAUCUCAAUAUCAUUAUUUAGCUUCUGACUUCCCUCUGUUCUGUAUGAUACUCAUAUUGUGGUUCAAACUAUUUUACAAUUGGGUUUGGGCCUUCCUCAAUGUUAUAACGUUUGUUUCUACUAGUAUUUAUUUCAUUAACCCGUUAUUAAAGAAGAAAAUCAACAUUGAGUGGCUUUUCGAUAUCACAGUCACCAAAGAUCCAAAAGUCAUGUUCUCAAAAGUCUGGCCGUUCCUUGUUCUCUUCAUUUUGACCGCAAUUUUGAGAUAUUACUACAGACAACCGCCAAUGAUCGUUGUAAAGUUCUCAAAAACAGUUGGCGUGUUCGUAUGUUUAUGUCUCAGCUGCAUAUACAUACAAAAUUCCAUUUUUACAGUUUUAUAUCAGUUAUUAAUCAUCGGAAACCUGUUUUUAUACAAGUUCCACUCCGUACUCAUGAUUAUCAACUCAGCCUCGACAUCAUGCCACCUUCUAACCAUUCUUUUGUUCAGUUACGAACAAAUUAAACCUUAUAUCGAGAAGAAAGAGUUGAUUUUGAAGCUGUUUGGCAUCAUAGAGAAUCCAAAUGUCUUCAAAGACAUCAUGUUACCUAAUAUUAUCCUGAUUUUGUACUCAGUUUUCGCAUCAAUUUCAAGAAAGUACGAUGAACCAAACGGAAACACAAAAAUUCCACAUUUCUUGGAAUUGAUAAUCAACAAUUUGUGGGCAAUUACGAUCAAAUUCUCGUUUUACCUGUUUUGGUCCUCAAUUUUCCUUGUUGUCAUCGUUUCAAAGGGUGUUUCCAUAGUAGGAUCCCUCAUGAUCAUGGUAUUAGGCGUUCUAAAGGUCACAGGAGUCAGAACAAACGCAAUUGGAAUUUUAUUGUAUAUUAUUUUCAUCGCGGACGUGUUGGUUGUUACUGCUAUUGACAUAACAAAUACUUCUGAUAGCGUAAAGAAGGUUUUCAAGCUCAUUGGACCGUUAGUUAACACAUCAACUGCAAAAUUUGCGAAUGUCAUCGUUUGUUUGUGCGCAUUCCUCAAUAUGUCGCACUUCAGAGUCACGGAGAUCUCAGAAUACGUAAAACUUGUUGGAAAUUCCCUUUCAUCAAUUUUAUUAUCUGCAGUUGAGUUGACGUUAUCCAUCAUGGCCAUACAGGAAUCGAACAUUCUCAGCAUUUUCGGUGUCGUUUUGGUUUUCGUUCUCUUAAUUAAACCGAAUUUGUCUUUAUGUUCGGCCAGACUCAUUACAAUCAUAUUAACAAUCAUAUUAGGAUAUGUAUUGACCUUCAAGAUCAUCACGAUCAACACUAAAAAUGAUUGGAUGUCUUAUUUACUGCUUCAUGACGUAAAAAUGGUCGAAAUCUUCUACAUCUUCCUUACAAUGUUCGCAUUAUGCUUGUUCUGCGAGUACGGAUCACUCACUGGCUCUCUUGGCCCAACAUUUUUGACUGCAUAUUACACAACUAUUUGUUCCAUUGUUGCUGUCAUCAUUUCGUUGACAGGAACAACAUAUCUGAUACUUGUUCAUUCACUGCUACUCAUCAUUAACCUUGUUUAUACAAGCCACAACAAGUAUUUCCAUAUUUACUCGUUUAAAGUGGCAAUUUUCUACUGUUUCGGAAAUCUUCUGAUGAAAUCUUUCAGACCAUUGAGGAUAUUCACACAAUCAGAGACAGAAAUCGACAGAAUCUUCGGUUUCAGAGGAAAAGAUAAUUUCCAGUGGAUUUUCGUUUACUGGCUCGAAUUUCUUUUGAACAAUGCACUCAAUAGUCCAAGCUACCUCGAUAUCUACAACAAGGAGAAGCGUAGAUGCCAAUACAGAAAAGAUAGACAAAUAAUCAUCCAAGACUUGUUCAAAUUGGACCAAGAAUACUGCGACGAGUACUUCAACAAAGAAUUGGACAGACUCAAAGCAGGAGUUUACAGUUUAAACGUGACAAACGACACGACAUCCGAAUCUCCUGAUUUAAUUCAAUUCGAAGCCAUGGUAAAUCGUCAGGAUGAUAUUCAGAACAACGAUGUCCCAGUACAAGAAGCAGAAAACUACAAUCAGCAACAAAAUCAGGAAAAUCAAACAAAUGAACAACAAGAAAAUGCUGGUAAUGAUCCUAAUAACGCUGUAGUCGUUCCUACUUCUACUAGAGUAUUCUACAUUUCUUUAUUAAAGUGGAUAUUCGGUUUAAUUUGGGGAGUUGUUGUCAGAUUGGUCGAUAGACUUACUGUAAUGAUAACAUACUUCACGGAUAUCAACUUAGAACCACGAGUUCAUACUGGAUUUUUGAAUAAAUUGAAAGAAAUGAUGGAAACAAUGGUUUCUGUCUACAAGUCCGACCAUGUAUUGCAGAUUCCAGACCAAUACACCGAUUUCGUCAAGACGAUUCCUCUUUCUUUCCUCAGACAUUUCCAAAUUUUCGAACCAUUGGAACUCAAAAAAGUGACACCCGAAGAAAGAUUUUCAGUAUUUUAUUAUUACUUGAAAGUCAUAUCCAGACAGAUCAUUCCUGCAUUAUUAUUAGUGAUGGCGAUCUUUUAUCCAAUGGAAGAAAGAUCAAUUUUCGGAAUUUUGUUCUUUUUCCUUUCUUUGACAACACUUUCCUUUAAUAUACAAUCCUAUCUUCCUUUUGUCAUCUUAUCUAUUGUUUAUAUGCUUUUAAGAUGUAUUUUAGGUUGUUACGGCGUCAAAGACAUAAUUUCCAGUUUUUUGGUCGAAGACAAAUACAGGAAAAUCCAAAUUUCGAAGGUUUUGGGAUUAGAUCUCAAUAAAUCUCAAAAGGCUUAUCUAUAUAUUGUCUUCAUUUUGUCUGUCGCUUCUCAACACUUCACUUUUAAUCAUCCCCCUCAAAUUCGAAACAUAAAACCGUCACAAACCGUCAAAAAGACACUUUCUGAGAAAAUCAAAGAGAGAAUCAACAUGAAAUCAUUUGUCAAGUACCAUUUCAACAAGUUAUGUUUUACAAUUGACAUAACCGCUUUUAUUUUGUCACUUUUUAGUUAUUUAGGGUGGACAAUUUCGAGUUCAGCCAAUUCUAUGUUGAGUGGCUCUGCGACUAUUACUUAUGACUUUGUUUUCUUCUUGAUGGGCAAUUUCUUGUUCAUUUUGUUGAUACAAUGGGUCAUAAUUUCAGAACACAAAUCAUGGCUGUUUUCUUUCAAUUUGUUGUAUUCAAUUUUCACUUUUGUUUACAUGUCAUUUUUAAUUCCUGUGUUUACAAAUAACGGUUGUUUCGAACACUUCACUUUCUGGUUAUUCUUCUUCUUGCGAUUAACAUCAGAGAUGAUUUUAUCUAUCAAUUGUUUGUUUGGAUUUUGCAAAGUUCCUCCUUCAAUAGGAAAUCCAAAUCCAUUAGUUGUUUACGUGAAAAUUUUGAUUGUCAACGCUGUUCCUUUCUUAUUCGAGUUCAUUUAUUUGAUCAAAUGGUUGGCAAGUACUACAUCAUUAGAUUUGUUCGAUUUCUUCAUUAUUUCACAAAUGAAAUCGAAAUUCAUGAAACAGUUGAGUUAUUUGAAACUUUGGCCUCUCGACAACAAAAAGAAAUCGCAUAUUAUUGGUUAUUUGUUCAUAUUAGCUCUGUUCGCUCUAUUAUUUGUUCCUUUCAUUGUUAUGAUGUCUUCAAGUUCAACAUCAAAACCAAAUCCUGUAAAAGUGGCAUCAGUUUCAAUAGGAAUUUACGGUUUGCCAGAAAUUUGGUCUGGUACAGUUUUACCUGAUGAAUCCAACAUUUUCAGUGACACGAUGCAGAGAGAGAUUCUCAACUUGAAUGACCCAAUGUUAGAUGCUUUUUACUCGAAUAAUAAGAAAGAAAGUCAGUAUUUCCAGUAUCCUGACAUUACAUUGACAAAUUGGCAGAUUUCUGAUUCUUCAGCGAAUUACGCAUUGAAUAAAAUGACUAAGUUCAUUCCUUACGUCAAUUUCAAGUUCACAACCACAUCUCCAACAACUAAAUUGACAACAGACCAAAUAACUAUUACAAAGACAGGAAACAAUUUGGAUGAAGAACAAAUUAAAACUCUCAAAGAAAUAAUUAAUUGUACAUUAAAUACACAAGAACCAGAAAAUUUGUCAUUGAACAUUGAAAACUUGAUACCUCUUUACUUCACAAUUCCUUUGAGCGACGAAGCAACAUUCAUUAAUAAGUACUAUUUCAACUUGUCUAUGCAGUUCAUGAAAUCACAAUCAUCAGGACAAUUUUAUUGGUUGAUUUCUGUGAACAAGACAGAGGAUAUGCCUGAUUUUGUUGAAGAAGGAGCUUUGAGUUCUGCUGUUUAUUGCAAACCAAGUUACAACGCUGUUAUUGGAUCGUUGUUGACAAGUACAGGUGGUUUCUAUGGUUUGUAUGUUUUUAUCAUCUUUACUUGCGGAACAUUCGUUAGAUCUUUCAUCACGAGUUUCUUCCAGGAUUUGUGGAUCGACAGAAUGGGAAAUCCAGAGAUUUUCUUGAAUGUGAUUUUGGCAAUCGAAGCACACAGGAAUACAGGAGAUUUGCCAAUGGAAUACGCAACAGCAACAAUGAUUCUAAACACUGCAAGGUCUUUGCACAAUAUGGCAAAGAUAGGAAAGACUGUAAAAGUCAAAGAAGCUUAA
This is a messenger RNA of Trichomonas vaginalis G3, 5859 nucleotides long. Its product is annotated as Piezo-type mechanosensitive ion channel component family. The transcript has a single exon. Gene Ontology annotation, cellular component: membrane. The coding region runs from base 1 to 5859 and encodes 1952 amino acids. NCBI's taxonomy places the organism in Eukaryota, Parabasalia, Trichomonadida, Trichomonadidae. Gene Ontology annotation, molecular function: monoatomic cation channel activity; mechanosensitive monoatomic ion channel activity. Gene Ontology annotation, biological process: regulation of membrane potential; cellular response to mechanical stimulus; detection of mechanical stimulus. The record is from RefSeq and is a predicted model, not a curated record.